Messenger RNA from Saccharomyces cerevisiae S288C, 1089 nucleotides. RefSeq names its product glucose-induced degradation complex subunit VID24 (gene VID24). Lineage: Eukaryota; Fungi; Ascomycota; Saccharomycetes; Saccharomycetales; Saccharomycetaceae. The transcript has a single exon. Gene Ontology annotation, cellular component: cytoplasmic vesicle membrane; vacuole. Bases 1 to 1089 code for a protein of 362 amino acids. The record is from RefSeq and is marked reviewed.
AUGAUCAAUAAUCCUAAGGUAGACAGUGUAGCGGAGAAACCCAAAGCUGUGACAUCAAAGCAGUCGGAGCAAGCGGCUUCGCCAGAACCAACACCAGCCCCCCCUGUUUCUAGAAAUCAGUAUCCGAUCACGUUCAACUUGACUUCAACCGCACCCUUUCAUCUUCAUGACCGUCAUCGCUACUUACAAGAGCAAGAUCUUUACAAGUGCGCUUCUAGGGAUUCGUUGUCUUCCCUGCAGCAACUCGCCCAUACACCUAAUGGGUCGACAAGGAAGAAAUAUAUUGUUGAGGACCAAUCUCCCUAUAGUUCGGAAAAUCCAGUCAUUGUGACCUCUUCCUAUAACCAUACGGUUUGCACAAACUACUUAAGACCAAGAAUGCAGUUUACAGGGUACCAGAUAUCAGGAUACAAACGCUAUCAGGUAACAGUUAACUUAAAGACUGUAGAUUUGCCAAAGAAAGAUUGCACGUCGCUGUCCCCUCAUUUAUCUGGAUUUUUGUCGAUAAGAGGACUCACGAACCAACACCCGGAAAUCAGUACAUAUUUUGAAGCCUACGCGGUAAACCACAAGGAAUUAGGGUUCUUGUCCUCUAGCUGGAAAGAUGAACCUGUUUUAAACGAAUUCAAAGCCACAGACCAAACAGACUUAGAACACUGGAUAAAUUUCCCCUCCUUUAGACAGCUUUUCCUGAUGAGCCAAAAAAACGGUCUCAACUCAACUGACGACAAUGGCACUACAAAUGCAGCCAAGAAGUUGCCUCCACAGCAGCUUCCUACUACACCAAGCGCAGACGCUGGUAACAUAUCAAGAAUUUUUAGCCAAGAGAAACAAUUUGACAACUACUUGAACGAACGGUUUAUAUUUAUGAAAUGGAAGGAAAAAUUUUUGGUACCAGAUGCCCUAUUAAUGGAAGGUGUAGACGGCGCAUCUUAUGAUGGGUUUUAUUACAUUGUCCAUGAUCAAGUUACCGGGAACAUUCAAGGGUUUUACUAUCAUCAAGAUGCUGAAAAGUUCCAACAGCUGGAAUUAGUACCAUCUUUGAAAAAUAAAGUCGAGUCCAGUGAUUGUUCUUUUGAGUUUGCUUGA